CUCCUGUACUAGAACAAAUUCCUCAUAUGUUCAAACAUACUUGGCAAUAAGACAAGACCUUUCUGAUUCUGAUCCUGAUUCUGAAAUAGGAUCUGAGGAAAUUUGAACAUCCAGAUAAAGUAAGCCCAAAAUCUGUCCAGGCGUCAAGAUGGACAUCGCAGAAUUCCGCAGGCGAGGGAAGGAGAUGGUGGACUAUAUAGCGGAUUACCUGGAGAACAUUGAGAAAAGGAACGUUUACCCUGACGUGGAGCCCGGAUACCUACGACCACUCCUUCCUGAGGUGGCUCCUGAUGAGCCAGAGACGUACGAAGACGUGGUUAAGGACAUCGAGAGGGUCAUCAUGCCUGGGAUCACCCAUUGGCACAGCCCGUAUUUCUAUGCCUACUUCCCCACUGCCAACUCCUUCCCUGCGUUACUGGCAGACAUGCUGUCAGGCGGAAUCGGCUGCAUCGGAUUCUCCUGGGCAUCGAGUCCGGCUUGUACUGAGCUGGAGACGGUCGUGCUCGACUGGCUGGGGAAAAUGCUGAAACUGCCCGAGGAGUUUCUAGCAGGAACAGAUGGCGUAGGAGGCGGUGUGAUUCAGGGAACCGCUAGUGAAGCGACUUUAAUGGCGCUGCUUGCCGCUCGCUCCAGGAUGGUGAAACGGGUUCAAGCCGAUCAUCCUGAGUGGACCGAAGUGCACAUCAUGUCUAAACUAAUAGCCUACACAUCAUGCCAGGCUCAUUCAUCCGUCGAGAGAGCAGGUUUAAUCGCAGGAGUGGAAAUGAAAAAACUUCCCUCUGACAGUAAGUUUGCUGUGAGAGGAGAGACGCUGAGGAAAGUCAUUGAGGAGGACAAAGCAGCAGGUCUCAUUCCCUUCUACUUUUGUGCCACACUGGGAACGACCCCAUCGUGUGCAUUUGACCGCAUCACUGAGCUCGGACCCAUAUGCUGUGCAGACGGCUUAUGGAUGCACAUUGACGCUGCGUACGCAGGAAGUGCGUUUAUCUGUCCUGAGUUCCGACCUCUCCUGGACGGCGUGGAGUUUGCCGACUCCUUCAACUUUAAUGCUCACAAGAUGCUGCUGGUGAACUUCGACUGCUCUGCGAUGUGGGUGAAGAAAAGGGCCGAUAUUAUUGGGGCGUUUAAGAUGGACCCACUUUAUCUGAAACAUGACCACCAAGAGUCAGGAUUAGUGACGGAUUACAGACACUGGCAGAUCCCACUGGGCCGGAGGUUCCGCUCGCUGAAGCUGUGGUUCGUGAUGCGUAUGUACGGACGUUCUGGCCUGCAGCAGCACAUCCGCAAGCAAGUCGCACUGGCUAAGGAGUUUGAGUCUUUGGUGCUGGAAGAUAAACGCUUCGAGAUCUGUGCUGAAGUGGUGCUCGGCCUGGUGUGCUUCAGAUUAAAGGGGUCCAACGACCUGAACGAAGCCCUGCUGAAGAGAAUCAACAUCAGUCGCAGGAUCCAUCUGGUGCCCUGCCACCUGGCGGGGCAGUUCGUGCUGCGCAUGGCCGUGUGCGCUCGCACCACCGAGUCCCGGCACAUUCGCACGGCCUGGACUCUCAUCACUCAACUGGCGUCCGAGCUUCUCCGUGAGAACCAACACUGAGCACCAGGGCACUGAGCACCAGGGCACUGGGCACCAGGGCACUGAGCACCAGGGCACUGGGCACCAGGGCACUGGGCACCAGGGCACAGCGCCAUGCUCGCUAAUCAUUACUGUCUCACAUCCUGCUGCUGCUGCAAUGCUUUCUCUUCUCUCUGUUUGUUUGUUCGGGUGCGUGAGAUCUCUGUGUCUGCAAAGUGAUAUUAUACAGUAAUCUAUUACCAAAUAUAUAUUAAUAACAA
Messenger RNA from Tachysurus fulvidraco (yellow catfish), 1830 nucleotides. It is a transcript of the gene ddc, whose product is annotated as dopa decarboxylase. The transcript has 14 exons. The coding region runs from base 149 to 1591 and encodes 480 amino acids. Gene Ontology annotation, biological process: catecholamine metabolic process; serotonin biosynthetic process; amino acid metabolic process. Gene Ontology annotation, molecular function: aromatic-L-amino-acid decarboxylase activity; pyridoxal phosphate binding. The record is from RefSeq and is a predicted model, not a curated record. Lineage: Eukaryota; Metazoa; Chordata; Actinopteri; Siluriformes; Bagridae.